AUGAUGAACACUUCCCCAAGCAUUUUCAAAGUUGCAGUGCCUUGCAAGUUACCGGGCAAUGUCGCCGGAUUUGACGACACCUCUUUCAGCAUUGAUUUAGGCCAUUUCGGCGAGCAAGACAGUAGCUACCGCACACAAAAUCUCGGAAAUCAGUUUCAGCGCGAAACUGUUACUCACCGUGAGAAAGGAGUUUUCGUUCAGUGUAUCUCCCGUGAAGUCAUUCACGGGCUUGUGGAUCCUAAUUCCAAUAAACCAGCAAGUCUACUUGUAUACGACUUCUGCUUUGACGCCAAAGGACCUACUCGUCGCAUCUUAUCGGCUGAUAUUACUUUUAUAUUCAGUAGCAUUGACGAGGAAGUGGAAGCGCCACAGGUGCAUAAAAUUGCUCCCGUCGGAAAACAUCUUUGUAUGUUCACAAAUCAAACCGAGUCAAUAACGGCGAGUGGGGAGGUCAAUGCAAGCGCAGGGUACUUGGGAGCGAACUUGGGGAUAGGUGGCAAGAGGGAGAGAACAGUCUCCAAGACUACAAGCGAUGCAGCAUCUGUCACAGGUUUCAUGAAGUGUGACACAUUCGGCACCAAUAUUGGAGCAAGAUGGUACAUCGAGGAGAACUACACAGAGAGAAAGGGGAUACCGCACUCUCUUCGGGUCGCUCUUCUUCUUCAUCGAGAAGACCAAGCCAAUUUUCAGUGUGUGACAACUAUCAGUGUAAAAGCUGACUGGAAAACCGAGCUGAGACGAUUUAUUGGAUCUUCGGAGGAUAAAGACGACCCGAUUUUGUUUGAUACAGCUAUCCCUCCAACAAGCACCCUACACGACAUCCAAAAUUUAGGGGCGAUCAACUUGGAAAAAAUAUUUGACAUCACCUCAUCAUUUUCAAACCCCAAGCCUGAGUUGAACAUCCCAUCGUUAGGUGAUGGAGUCGAUGCCGUGCUAAUUGACGAAAUACAAUUGGACUUCACAGGCUCUGAAGAGGAGAGCUUAAGAGUGGUCUCGAGUAUUGAGGAGACUACCAAGACAGUCAACAUUGACUUUGUAGUCAUCCAUGGACUAUUCGGUAAAGAGUUGAAUAGAGAUCGAUGGUUCGAUUGUGGACCGGAUAGUUGGCUUACCCAGUAUGCCAACUCCUUGAAAUCGAAUUCCCGGAUCAUCGAGUUCAAAUAUAACGCGAGUGUUAUCGUGGAUGGAGACUCGGAAGAGACCAUUUCUGGAAUUCGUCAGAUUGCAUUGAGUUUGUUGAGCAAGCUCAAGAAUUUGAGGAAGGGUGAAGUUACUCGAACAAUCAUGUUCCUUGGUCGUGGCAUAGGCGGAAUCAUCGUUAAAGAUGUAAGACCUUCAAAGAAUUCCACUCACGCAAUGACUCACAAGUUAUCACAGGCUUUAGUGGCUGCUUCAACUGGAAUGGGGGAUUGGGAUGAUAUACUCGAUUACAGUCGAGUCCUGUUAUUCUCCGACUGUCCCCACAAGAGUCGAGACCGAAAUCGAUUAGAGAACAGUCUGGGCUAUACUUUAUUUGCAACACGGCCAGACUUCUCCCAGAGCGCUAGCCCAUUGUUUUUUACAGGAUCGUUGAUAUCAAAGCUCGCUUCUGAGGUUAUGGAGGUCAAUGCCUCAUUCAUAUUGUCCAAGCUUCAUCUAAGAAGCCAUCUCAUCAGUAUUUACGAGGAAAGAAAGAAAGCCGACUAUGUUGAUGAUCAUAACAAUGGUUGGAGCACCAAAAUUAUUGAAACAAGGUCUGAGGAAGAUACCCAUAAGAGUAGCGUCUUAGAUCAUCUUGAUGACUUGAAAGAAUGCAUAAUACCUCUUCAUGAGUCAAGACUACGUCAUGAGCGCCUUCUUUUGUCUUUAGCAACACCGUUGCGACCUCUAAUUACCCCUUUAAACGAGACUUGGUGGUUGAAAGACUAUACGAAAUACAAACAAUGGCUUGAUUCCCCAGGAACGCAGCUCUUAUAUCUGCACGGUAAUGUAGAUGACGUAAUUCAGGAAGCGGCAUCACAAGCAUUCUAUCACCUUGAACGAGUGCAGAGAACACGAGACAAACAAUUUCCGGUGCUCUUCUUUGAAUUCGACUCAUGGGAUGCCCGCCGUUGCUCUUUAUCUCACAUGCUGUCCACUUUCAUUGCCCAAUUGACAUGUCACUACCCAGAUUGGAAGAACAACAUUGAAUAUAUGAGCUCUUGUGUUGAGAAAGAGCGUGGCUGGACCUACCGUGACCUGGUUAGUUGGUUUACGUUAUUUAAUCGCAUAAAACAGUCGAUUGUGAUUAGCCGUUUCGACGAAUGUGACAUAGAGUCUCGCAGGGCGUUUUUAGACUUGAUAUCAUAUACUGCUCGGAUGAGUGAGCAUCCUUGGAAGAUUGUUGUGACGAGUGGAACAUCUAAAGUGUUACUAGAAGAAUUGCGAAGCUGGCCAGAGGUUGAUAUCGUUGCGCAGUCUCCAGAGGAUUAUGCAGGAAGCAUGCGACCGCGGAAUUCUCUUACGCAUAGAGAAAACAUGAUGUUGCAAAAAUAUCUAUUGCGUUUCCCUAGGCUGGGCGAUCAUGAUCGUUCAAUCAUAUUGAAGCACCUAGCGGCAAUAAAUAUUCCACUGCUGAAGACUCAAUUAUGGGGAGCUCUAUCUUCUAUAAAAGUUGAAGACAGCGAAGAAAUCUUAGAAUCAGUAUUGGACAGUUACUUUCGGGGCAUACCAGAUCAGAACGUUGCGAAAUGCGCACUAAUGUGGCUUCUUCACUCGAAGAGGCCAUUGUCCAAGAGGGAACUUGCCGAGAUCAUGUUUCUUGAGAGCGAGAAUGAUCGUGGAAACGACAGAUCUCCCGACCCAUCAGAAGUUGAUAAUUUCGUGGUGAAGUUAGAGCUAUGGUUUGCAGGGUUUAUCGAAGUUGAAAAUGAUGAGAUGUUUGUACGAAACGGCAGACUAAGAGAAAUUCUCGGAAAACAUGAAAGAAAAUGUUCGGAUAACUAUUGGUGGAUCGAGGCUUCAGAGGCCGCUCAUUUCAAAAUAGCAAAGACAUGCUUGAAGUACCUCUCGUUACCGGACACACAAAUUAACUUGAAAAUCCCGAAUGGUGCUAUGAGUGAGCGGAAUCCAAGACUCUGUUUAGGUAAUCUCUUGUCAUAUGCUGUACAGUAUUGGUUUCAACACUUUCAAUCUGCAAAAGACUCACAAAAUUAUCCUCUGGAGAUACUGAUAGGUCUAAUUCAAAACAUUGACCUUGAGAGUUGGUCGAGGAUGUUUUGGGAGUUAUCAAGCCCAAUAACAAGGAGUCCUUCUCCCUGGGAGUCACCAUUUCCAAUUUUUGCUGGCCAAGGUGAAAUAGAUCUCAUCAAAAGCAAGAAUGACGAAGACUUCGGCGCAGGGUUAGUUGAAGCAAGUUUAAAUGGCAGGCAGUCUACGGCUCACAGAAUGCUAGAUAUUCACGAGUGCCCGACGCCUAUCCUUCUCAAUGCUAUUCAGUUAUCUACUGCAGGAGGGCAUGAGCAAUUGGCAAUUGACCUUUUAGGUCGUUUGCCGACUGAAACCAAACUGAGUAUUCAGCAGUGGGGGACAAAUAUUCUUUGGAGGUCAGCCAGAGCAAACCUUCAUCGUUUGGCAGACACUGUGCUCAGUAUGGGAUGCGGUCCUGAUCCUGAAGCAAAGUAUGGCAGUGAAUGGAACAUGACACCUUUGUCCCAAUGUUCGAUUGACGGCCACUUGGAAAUGACCAAAGUUCUCGUGAAACAUAAAGCGAACGUGGAAUUCCCAGGCUUGAGGAACCGAACUCCGUUGGCAAUGGCUGCUUUAGAAGGCCACGCCAACGUAGUUAGAUUUCUAGCAACACAAGCCAAUGCCAAGAUAGAUGUUAUUGAUAUAGAUGGUCGUAGACCAAUAGACAGCUCUUGUGUGUGGGGGAAUCAGGAAGUUGUGAUGGAAUUGCUGCGACUCGAACCAUACCUAAAAUACUCAUCUGAAGAUCAGAAUUCACCACUAGUCGCGGCUGCACAAAAUGGAAACGAUGAAUGUGUUAAGAUUAUAAUUGGCGAUGAGAAAGCUGAUAAGGCACGGGAAUUCUCCCCUCACUGUAACAGUCAGGGUCGGCAACGAAGGAAUCGUCAAACUGCUGCUCGAUCAUCGCCCGCGCCCAAAGGUUAA
This is a messenger RNA of Botrytis sinoallii, 4131 nucleotides long. RefSeq lists its product as uncharacterized. NCBI's taxonomy places the organism in Eukaryota, Fungi, Ascomycota, Leotiomycetes, Helotiales, Sclerotiniaceae. The record is from RefSeq and is a predicted model, not a curated record. The transcript is spliced from 9 exons. The coding region runs from base 1 to 4131 and encodes 1376 amino acids. Gene Ontology annotation, molecular function: protein binding.